CCUAUAGAGGCGAUCACGUAUUGGCUCUUCCAUUAUAAAGCAACAACUUCGAUACCCUUUCCCAGUGGCUAACAAUAAAAGAGCGCGGAUAUUGAACUUAAGGAGGCAGUCGAGGGCUGAGCGUUGUGGAAAUUCAAGUGAAACUCAGCAGAAGCUAGCAACGUUUCAAGUAUCCGGAGAAUGUGAACCGUUUCUUUGAAGUUUCAUUUUUAAGCGUUUCCUUGCUUCAAAAAUUUCAUUUUAUAAAAAAAUCCAUAUAUUCCAAGAUUAAAUUAUUACACGUUUUAUCGUUACACAGAGUGUUAAUUAAAUUCAUAGAAUAUCUUUGGGAAGUCGAUUCUAUAAGCCAAAAUAAAUAUCGAGGCUUAUUUAUUGUGUUUAAAUUUGUUUUAAACGAAAUGAGAUAAUAAUAGAGUUUCUGUCUCACUUUAUCUAACAGAAAUUAAAAUUGUUUAAAACUUAAUAAAUAAAUUUCAGUCAAUAUAUUUUGUAUAUUGAUUUUUAUGUUUCUUUUAGCUCUUAGAAUAAAUGAUAUUCCACAUUGUAUAUAUUGUUUAAUGCAUAUAGCGUGUUACAUUAGGAACUCAAGAUCAUUGAAUGUACAAAAAGUUAUUAUUGAUUUGGAAGUUUAAUUAUGUAUAAUCUUUUUUAUCAAGAACUUAUUUCAUCAAAGAUACAUCAAUAUAAAAUAUCUUUUCUCAUUUUAUUAUAAAUAUUUACAAAUUUGUAUGAAGCAUUUUUUUUAGAAAGAAAAUUUUAUUUGCAUUGUCAAUCUCUUAUUCUUUGGUAAAUCUUUCAUUAUGAUAUUAUAAUUUUUCUUUAGUAAAAUAUUUAUUAUGUAAUUAUUUAAUGCUAAAUAUUCGCUGCAAUUGUACGUAUAAUUACAUAUUACAAAAGAACUGUAUUUAAUCAAAUUAUAGAUAAAUAUGGAUGAUUAAAGUUUAACAUCUGUUUCUGUUUUUCAACUUGUUCUUUUAUAAUAAAUUAAAUUACAAAUUUAAUUACAUAUUUUCUGUUCAAUGUAUACACAAAUUACGAACGAGCUUGAAAUAAAUAAUUAAUUCACGAGCAAUAACAAUCUAAGAUUUUUAAAUACAAAAGAUUCGAUCAACAAUCCAGUAUCCAGUUCGUUUAAUUAGACACUGACGUUUCGUUUCUAAUAAAUAAAAUUGAGAUAAACGAUGUUGUAUUAUUAAAUGCUAUUGUAUAAUACCAAUUGUACAAAUGUACGUUAAUUCACAUAAUUACGCGCAACAAUUAUAAUUUGUAUCUCAAUGGGCAAUAAAAUUAAAUUAAGAAUGUAUCACAUUUGUUAAUCUUCAAUGUAUUUUUCUACAUUAAGUAUUAUAAUACACCACAGAGAUAUACCAUCUGUCAUAAGCAGAAUAUUAAUAGCCAUUUAAUAACAAUUUAUUUACAUACGUAUCCUUGAUAAACACAAUACUAAUAUUCUCUAAUUACUUUUGAAAUUACCUAACUUUAUGUACCAUUAAUUCCAUAACGUCAUUAACGACUAUAAAAUAAAAGUAGAUAGAAACGAAACAUUCCAACGACAUGAACGGAAUAACUUUGUCGAUUUUCUUCUCGGUGUUGACGUUGAGUAACGCCGAUGUUCAACGAACAUCGGUGGUUCAGACAAACUCGGGACCUGUUCAAGGCGCCACAUUGACUACUGCGUGGAAUGGCAUCGAAUAUUCAUCGUUCAAAGGCAUCCCUUAUGCCGCCCCACCAAUUGGAAAUCGUAGAUUCAGGCCUCCUGUUCCACCGGAACCAUGGAACGAAACUCUGGACGCCAUCGAAGAAGCAAAUGAAUGUCCUCAAGAAAUAUCGAAUGUUUAUAGUGGAGAUGAAGAUUGUUUGUAUUUGAGCGUGUUUACUCCUCAGACAAAAUUCGAUGACGAGAAAUCAACUCCGAAACCGGUUAUGGUUUGGAUUUAUGGUGGCUCGUUCCUUCGCGGAUCCAAUAACGCAUCUCUCUACGGUCCUGACUUUUUCAUGGAACAAGAUGUAGUUUUGGUUACCUUCAAUUAUCGCCUCGGUGCUUUAGGAUUUUUAUAUCUGAAACACAAAAACGCAGCUGGCAAUGCCGCAAUGAGGGAUCAGCUGAUGGUUUUGGAAUGGGUUCGUGACAAUAUCGCAGCAUUUGGAGGCGAUCCAAAUCAAGUGACGCUUUUUGGAGAAAGCGCUGGCGGCGCAAGCGUGAACUAUCACGUUCUGUCUGAGAAAUCUCGUGGUCUGUUCCAUCAGGCUAUCGGGCAAAGCGGGACAGCUGCCUCGUACCUUUACAAGACGCAAGAAGCAGCGUUUCAAACUGCUCAUAAAUUAGCCAGCGAGCUUGGCUUCAACUCUAACAAUCCAAACGAAUUGUUAAAGUUCUUCCUUGAGGCGGACGCGAAGGACCUCGUGGCGACGACCAAUCGCGUCUUCUCGCUUGGCAGCGACUUCUCGGUAGCGUUCGCGCCGAUAAAGGAGAAUCCCGAUCUCGUCGAUCCAAAGGACAUGUUCCUGUCCGAAUGUCCGAUAACCUUAGCCGCAACUCAAAAGUUCAAUAAGAUGCCCGUGAUGAUGGGCUUCACCCACGACGAAGUGUUAGAUUUCUCCGGGGACUUGUAUCAAAUUGUAAAUAACACGGCGGACAUUUUGAAGGAGGUAUUUAAUUUCAAGCUGAAUCUUAUGGGACCUUACGAAGGAAUCAAGGAAUUGUCAGUGGUGUUAUCGGACUUCAUUAUGAAGGGACCGAUCGAUUUUGCUCAGAGGUUGCUCGUUCAUGGAAACGACGAUUAUCCUGUUUAUUAUUAUCAAUUGUCAUACGUGUCCAAUUAUGCGCUGCAUUUACAGGACGGUAUACCUGAGUCGGGUAUCGCUCACUUUGACGACAUUGGAUUACUUUUCAACGUGCAAAGCUUGAACGCUCCUACGAAUCCUCAGCAUCCUUUCAACCAGUUCAGACGAAAACUGGUCACUUUGUGGGCAAAUUUUGCGAAAUACGGGAAUCCAACUCCUGCUAACGCAAAUCCAUUAAACGUAAUCUGGAAGCCGUCUGGAAAAGCUGGACAAUUAUUGGACAUGGGUGACAAUUUCCAAAUGAUAAAACGUAAACAGGCGAUCAACGAGAGGUCGUUAAUUACGGAGAAUUAUCUGUAUUUUUCCAUGCCUAUAACGAGCGAUUGUAACGAUAUUUCUUACGCGAAUUAUUUCAGCCUUUUCUACCAGUCGAUAUUCGGUUCAAACGCAUCGUUUCAAAAAAGGAAAAAGACCAGUCAGCGCGCGCCGUCCGUCGAUUUAACAAAGAUCAGAAUGAACGACGCGAGUUGGUCCGUCCUCGCGCUUCUAAUUUCGACGCUCCCCUACGCGAUCGUGAGUUCUCCUAAAACGCCCAUCGUUCGUACGCCGAGUGGACCUGUUCGCGGUUUGAUAUUGCGCACGGCGUGGCAUUCGAUGAAGUACUCCUCGUUCAAGGGAAUCCCUUAUGCCAAACCACCCCUCGGCGAGCUGAGAUUCAAGCCUCCAGUCCCGAUGGAUCCUUGGAAAAAAGUGUUGCACGCCUACGAGGAGGGCAACGUGUGCCCUCAAUGGGACUAUUUAUCGCUCGUCUACAUGGGGCGCGAGGAUUGUUUGUUUUUGAAUGUUUUUACUCGCGAGGUGGAAUUCAAGAAACGGAUAAAUUUGAGACCGGUCAUGGUUUGGAUACACGGCGGUGGUUAUUUCUCAGGGUACAGCAAUUCCUCCUUGUACGGCCCGGAUUUCUUUCUGGAGGAGGAUGUCGUUUUAGUCAGUUUCAAUUAUCGACUUGGCGUCCUAGGAUUCCUGGCACUGAAGCAUCCUAAUGCAACCGGCAAUACUGGCUUAAAAGACCAACGGCUAGUCUUCCAGUGGGUGCAAAACAACAUAGCUGCGUUUGGAGGUGAUCCAAAUCGAGUAACGAUCUUUGGGGAAAGUGCCGGUAGUAGUUCCAUUGGUUUCCACAUGCUGUCCGAACGGUCCAAAGGGUUGUUUCUUCGAUCGAUUAGCAUGAGCGGCACCCCACUGUGUCCCUGGGCGUAUCACUCACCCGAAGAGAUGAUUCGGAAUGCUCAUCAACUCGCAAUCUUUCUCGAUUACGUCCCCAAGAAUCACGAUGAUUUGGUGAAUUAUCUUCGCCAAGUACCUCUGAUGGACCUGAUACGCGCAUCGACCAAAGUUGAAAUGAACCUACUCCCAUUUCGACCGACCAUAGAAGAUCCCGACAUCGACCCUAGCAACAGCACGGUGAUAACAGAAUGCCCCAUAACGAAAUACCACAACGGGGAUUUGUAUCGUCACGAUAUAAUGCUGGGUUACACUCACGACGAGGUUUUCUUCUUUUUCGGCCCACCAAUCGGGAUUGCAAACACGAUCAAUUGGGCGAAGAAAUAUUUACAGAACGCUGCCAAAGAAAAUAAAGACAUCGGUGAGGAGCCGAAAGCACUGCUCGCACGGGUCGUAAACGAUCUCGUCAAAGCUGGUUUCAAGCAGGCCAAGAAGCGGCCCUAUCGAUUUGACUCAAAGAUUUCUAGCAAAGCAUAAUAAGGGCCAUCCUGU
Messenger RNA from Apis cerana (Asiatic honeybee), 4560 nucleotides. RefSeq lists its product as uncharacterized. The record is from RefSeq and is a predicted model, not a curated record. Lineage: Eukaryota; Metazoa; Arthropoda; Insecta; Hymenoptera; Apidae.